AUGUACCAGCUUCUUGGCUCCGAUCACACUCGAGAAGACGAUGGCGCACACUUGAACGACGAUCCAGCUUCUGAAUGGAGAGACGAUGUCUACCCCUAUCGCCCAUCCGAACCUUGGGACAUCUCCACAGACUUUCCGUACCCUCGACUCCUGCACUAUGAAGUCUCUGAAGGAACGUGGCUUCGUCUAGAUGUCCACCCACUGACAGGCGACGUCGUGUUCGACAUGGUUGGCGACCUAUACUGCUUGCCUGCACUGUCAUACCACUUUGAGGGAUAUGGUAGCCAGGAACUCGCACGUGCUGUUCCAAUCUUGCGCGGUGUACCGUUUGACUCAGAGCCACACUUCUCGCCGAGUGGUGACAAGUUAUUGUUCACCAGUGAUGCGGAGCUUGGGUUCGAGAACAUCUGGGUUAUGCCAUGGACGGGCUGUGAGUCCAUGGAUCUCGGACGCCAGUCACUUGAACUCGAGACUUCAUAUUUUGCUGGCGGAAAGAACAGAAGGCUGCUUAGCGAGGGCCGACUGAAUGCUAGACGCGCCACAAACGAAACGUACAACUACGUUACCGAAGCACGCUUCCAUCCCUCGUCGGACAAGAUCAUCGCGGUAAAGCGCCAUUAUGGCAAGAUCUCCAUCGGCGCAGGCGAAGGUUGGGUGUUCGAUGUUCCUUCAGUUACUGACAGUGCGCCCGAGACACCUAUCUCGGCAGGAAGCGGAGCGCGAGUUGUCACGAAAGAUCUCCCUCCUGGUUGGCCGAAGGCCGACUAUCCAGAGCACUUCAUUGGUCCUGAGGAAAUCAUCUGGGCGGGUUACGAUAAGGUUAUCUUCGCGAAGAACACAUGGACAGCUGGCAGUAUACAAGACAUACACAAAGGGAUUUACGCUAUCUACUCCAAGAACCUCACCAGCGGCGAAGUUAAUACCGUCGUUGACGCAUUUCCGGGUGGUGCUAGCAGGCCGACACUGUCUCAGGAUGGUCGAUCCCUCGCGUUCGUCCGCCGUGACCGCGAUACCCAAGUUCUUGUCGUAAAAGAUCUAGAGACAGGGACCAUCCAUCAUGUCUGGAACGGCCUUACGGUGCUAGUUAGCAUGGUCGGAACACCGAUCGGCACAUAUCCCUCUUUCGCCUUCACGCCCUCGAAUGACGGCAUCAUCAUCUGGGCCACCGGAAACAUCUAUUUUGUCCCACUGGUGCAAAAUAGAUAUGGGGAGCGCGUAGCAGGGGGCGAGCCGCGAUCCAUUCCCUUCAAAGCGCAGAUUGAGAAGCGCCUGGCAGAGACAUUGCAUCACGAUACAGAUCUCUUGCCCCUGGAAACGAAAGACGAACAGCAUCUGUAUGCUCUUAAAGAACUCAGUGUUAAUCAUGGUGGUACAAGGGCAGUGUUUCAAGCUGCAGGCGUCAGCUAUGUCCAGACUGUCGGCGACGACAGCUCUCGUGCCCACAGGGUACCAGUGCUAUAUCCCGACGAGGCAUACUACUCCCCGUCUUUUGUACCUGGAUAUGACGAUCUCGUCAUUCAUGCCCAUUGGUCUAAUGCCAAAUUCACAACGCUCGAGAUUGCGAACGUUUCUUCUCAGUCGGCCAUCAUGCUCUCGGGAGUCCCGAAAGGACGGUACUAUGCACCGACUCUUAGCCAGGCAACCUCUACGAUCCGUAGGCUUGCGUUCGUGAAGACCUCGGGUGACAAGAUCUCGGGUUUUCUCCCAGCUUCCGGCGACGUGCUUACGGGAAGUAUCGUCGCUACCUCGCGUCCGGGGCUGUAUAUUGGGGAGGUUACCCUUCCUCAUGGUCACUGUGACGCCACUCGCCAGAUUGCUGUUGAGGAGCUUCGCUUUGUGCGCAGCGACGUUGACACCACCGAUCCACUCGUCAGCAUGCAGUUUGUUGACUCUGGUGGGUGUGCGCUGCUGGUACAGCAGUCCCAGCGCGUAUUCACCAUUGACCUUUGCGCUGGCCCUGAUGUGUUUGGGAAUUAUCCGCACGAGACGAUUGCAGCCGGAAGAGGUACGGAAGAACUUGUGGUCGUCCCUCGCACGGCUGGGGAGAACUAUACCGUAGAUAAGGCGGCCUUCGUGCACUCGUACAACGUUUAUCUUGCGGAUGGAGGGGACGUCUCUCCGGACGAACCGCUUUGGAGUAGGCCCGGAAACGCGACGAAGGGGCUUGCGAGGCUAAGCGUCGAUGGUGGGCAUGAUGUCGCGUUCAGUGGUGACGGCAAGAAGAUUCUCUGGCUGCUUGGGCCUCACUUGCAUUGGCUCGACCACUCCGAUCUGAACCGCUGUUCUAGGGAGAUCAAGAAAGACCAGAAUACAUUCGGUGUUGAUUGCAUCAAGGACUAUGUCAAGGUGCAAGAUGUCACCGUCCAUUAUACCACUGACAUUGGGCGGCUCAAGCAAGACGCGAAAGCUGCUUACCCUGGUAACAGCAAUGCAGCUGUGGUGGCAAUCUACAAUGCGACGAUCCUUAGUAUGGAACAUGGUGAUGAGGGGUCUGAUCUCAUUUACGAAGGUACCAUCUUGGUCAGAGAUGGAGUGAUUGAAGCCGUAGGGAACGACGUGGUUAUUCCGUUAGGUGCAGCACGUAUUGAUGCUCACGGAGGCUACGUUGUACCCGGAUUCAUCGAUGCCCAUGCACACUGGAUUGGGCAUGAGACGCGGUACCCGGCUGCGUCUUGGGAACACCAGACGUUCCUCGCGUACGGAGUGACAACUGUUCACAACCCAAGCUCGCACAGCGUCCUCGGCUUCGUGGAACGCGGCCGUAUAGAAAGCGGACUGAUGGUCGGCCCCCGCGUGUUCCAUACAGGCAGGAUCAUCUAUACAGCUUCGCACCCCCAGUUCUACCAGGACGUGUCGAGCGAGGCGGAGGCGCGGUCGGCGCUGGCGAGGAUCAAGGCGGAGGGUGGCCCUGCGAGUUUUUCGUACAAGAACUAUAAUAUUCAAUCUAGAGCUGCUCGCCAGCGCUUGUUGAAGCAGGCGAGGAACAUGUCGAUGCUAUGCAUGCCUGAAGGGGGAUCAAUAUUCAAUUGGGAUUUGACCUACAUACUGGAUGGUAUGACCACCCUCGAGCACAAUCUGCCUGUGCCUGUUCUCUACGAAGAUGUACGCACUCUGUUUGAGAUGAGCGGCACGGCCUCGACUCCAACGCAUAUCGUCACGUACGGCGGAGGCGCAGGGGAGGAACUGGUCUGGCGCUAUUAUGACGUGCCCAACGAUCCUAAGCUGAGAGAGUUUACGCGACAUGACAUCCUGGAGCGUCUGUCUGAGUCGAUGGCUAGACCAAUGAACUCGUACGGACUCUUCAACGUCUCUGAAUCAGUGGCCAAGAUGGUGAACCGAGGUCUUCGCGUGCAUAUCGGCGCCCAUGGCGAGCCGCCCCUCGGACUCAACUACCACGCAGAGAUGUUCUUCGCGUACGCUGGCGGGAUGACCAGCUAUCAGGUAUUGCAGGCAGCUACAGCUUCGCCGGCACGAACAUUCGGUCUCUGGGGAUCGCUGGGCUCUGUGACCCCAGGAAAGCUGGCUGACAUGGUGAUAUACCCUCCGGGCGUUGAUUUGCUGGCAGACAUCACUCGUACGAAAGAUCUGAAGUACGUCAUGCGGGGAGGGAGAAUAUGGGAUGCAGACACUAUAACCGAGGUGUGGCCUGUCAAAGGGCGGAGGCAGGUUAUGCCUCCUUUGAACCCGUAGUCCUUGCGUGUCAGCCACAGCAUAUAAUAUUCAGAAAACUCGGUAUGCCAAUGGCAAAUACGAUUUCGAGUGCCG
Messenger RNA from Coniophora puteana RWD-64-598 SS2, 3765 nucleotides. Its product is annotated as composite domain of metallo-dependent hydrolase. Gene Ontology annotation, molecular function: hydrolase activity, acting on carbon-nitrogen (but not peptide) bonds. The coding region runs from base 1 to 3690 and encodes 1229 amino acids. The transcript is spliced from 14 exons. Lineage: Eukaryota; Fungi; Basidiomycota; Agaricomycetes; Boletales; Coniophoraceae. The record is from RefSeq and is a predicted model, not a curated record.